Messenger RNA from Closterium sp. NIES-65, 2283 nucleotides. The record is from the annotation of a GenBank genome assembly. NCBI's taxonomy places the organism in Eukaryota, Viridiplantae, Streptophyta, Zygnematophyceae, Desmidiales, Closteriaceae.
AUGGGCCCCUUCUCGGCUCUCUCAUGGACCUGCCGCCCCGCCGUCGCCGCCCCUGCAGCAGCAGCCGUCGCCGCCCCUGCAGCAGCAACCGUCGCCGCCCCUGCAGCGGGAGCCGCCACCGCCGAUGCCGCCGACAGCAGCAGCCGCCGCCGCCACUACCGAGGCCGCAGCCGCCGCAGCCGCCGACAGCAGGAGCCGCCGCCGCCACAGCCGGGGCCGCAGCCGCCGACAGCAGCAGCCGCUCCCGCCACUGCCGGGGCCGCAGCCACCGCAACCGCCGACAGCAGCAGCCGCCGCCGACACAGCCGGGGCCGCAGCCGCCGCAGCCGCCGGCAGCAGCACACGCCGCCACCACAGCCAAGGCCGCAGCCGCCGACAGCAGCAGCCGCCGCCGCCACAACCAGGGCCGCAGCCGCCGACAGCAGCAGCCGCCGCCGCCACAAUCGGGGCCGCAGCCGCCGCAGCCGCCAACACCAGCAGCCGCUGCCGCCGCUGCCGGGGCCGCAGCCGUCGCAGCCGCCGACUGCAGCCGCCGCCGCCGCCGCCGACAGCAGGGGCCGCUGCCGCCGUCCCGGCCCUGCCCUGCAGAGAGGAGCGGCAGUCCUCUGCCGCCCUGUAGCGGCCCUGUCCCUGCCGGCGCGCCUCCGCUGUGCCCCACCACUUGCGGACCUCUACCCACCUGCCCUGCUUUUCCAACAUUGCGAUAGGAAAGGCGGUCUCUCACUGUUCGAUCUCACGUCUGGCGCCUCUGCUGCCCCUGCUGCUGAUGCUAACAGCACUAUUCGCUCACAAAGGGCCACACGCGAUGCUGCUGCCCGUCUUGCUGUGCGUAGUCACUUGCCGUCCUCUGAGCGCGCGCACUUCAGUCACUACAAGAGUGCUAGGACCUUGUACGACGCUGUAGUCACACGCUACUCUUCCCCUGCCACUACUGCCCUUAGCCGCCUCAUGCUGCCGUACCUGUUCCCUGACCUCGCCGCCUUUCCCACAGUCGCUGACCUCAUUACACACCUUCGCACUAGUGACACCCGCUACCGCGCUGCGCUUCCUGCUGAGUUCUGUGCCAAGAACCCCCCCCCCAUGGGUGCUCCCCCUCCCCCCUUUAACCCUCUGUUGCCUCUGCUGCUGCCGUCGACUUCGUUCGCACCGAGUCAGUCGGCGCUGCGUCUGCCCCUAGCGGGAGACGCCGCACCGGCAAGGGCAAGGGGGGCAAGGGCGCUGGAGGGGCUGGCGGGGGCGGUGGAGGUGGCGGUGGAGGCGGCAGAGGGAGUGGUGGUGGCGGUGGGAGUGCUGGCGGGGGUGGGGGCUUCGGUGGCGGCGGUGGAGGCGGAGGCGGCGGCGGCGGUGGCGGUGGGAGCGGAGGAGGAGGCGGUGGCGGCGGUGGCGGAUGUGGCGGCGGCGGAGGUGGAGCUGGUCGGGGUGGCUCCGCGCAGCGGAGCGGCUUCGGUGGUGGUCAGCGCCAGCAGCAGCAGCGCACUCGUGAGACCCCGCCCCCCCCAGCAGCUUCGUGAGUGGUACGCUGCGCGUCAGCGGGGUGGGGGUGCUGGUCCUUGUGCCUACGUCUUGCGUACCGACGACCGCACUGGUGAGCCGUGCGGUGGCCCGCACACCACCCAACGCUCCUUCGGCCGCUUCACGGACGCUUGGCGUCUCCAGUUUCCUGACGCCACUGAGAUCCCCCGCUGGGGCGAGCUGCUUAGGUCGGGGGUUGCUAUCUUUGAUCUGGAUUAUGAUGCUAUUCUUGCUGCCAUGUAUGUUGUGUCUACUAGUGAUGAGGGUGACUGUUACCUGUGUGUUCCGCUUAACCCGGGCAUUGAGGCUGCUGCUCUAGGUGCUGGUGAGGCUGCUGCUCUAGGUGCUAGUGCGUCUGCUGCCCCAGGUACUGGUGCGUUUGCUCUCUCAGGUACCACGUCGGCUCAGGCCUUACACACCUUCACCCUUGACUCGGGUGCUUCCCGCUCCUUCUUUCGAGACCGCACCACGCUUACGCCGCUUAGUCGGCCAGUUGCGGUCUCCCUGGCGGACCCCUCUAGGGGUCCUGUCCUUGCCCACUUCUCCACUGUCUUACCGUGUCCGGCGGCCCCCUCUGGCACCCUCUCAGGUCUCUACCUCCCCUUGUUCUCUAUGAACUUGGUGAGUGGUGCUGAUCUACAAGAUGGGGGGGUUGACCAGUUCACUCCUGCGAGUCAGCGGGUGACCCACUGUACGUGUGCUCGGACGGGCCGACACUUGGCCACGUUUACCCGUCAGCCGGGGUCGAGCCUGUAUACACUGACUACUUAG